AUGAUUGUCCGCAUCCUGGAAAACGUCGACGGGGGCUAUCUCGCGCCGUUUGGCACCUAUAAGCUGAACUUGAACUACCUGACCGACGUCGUGCGGGACUUGAUCAUCCACCGCCAGCUCGCCCCGUUCUACACCCCGUUACAGGACUACGACCCGCUGUGGCUGGACGAGGAGCUUCUCAUCAUCGUGUCCCAGUUGCCAUUGCACCUGAUUGACUUGGCGUACUCUGAGGACGAAGAAGACGACAUCGACAACCACAAGAUCCACAAGCUGCAGAACUACUACCGGCGCCAGGAGCUGAAGGCCAAGCUCAAGGCGCUUAAGGAAAGAGUGAAGCAAUUACAGCGCCAGGAAGAGGCGAUGAUGGACGAGGAGAAGCUAAAAUGGCGGCAGAAGCUCGCUGGCGACACCUCAGUGAGAGUGAGCGAAGACGUGCCCAACCCCGACCUCAUGUUGACGCUAUAUCGCCGGCUGGGAGAAUGCCCGAUCUGCUUCCUCUACUACCCAUUCCCCCUUAACAUUCUGCGCUGCUGCAUCCAGCCCAUUUUCACCGAGUGCUUCGUGCAAAUCCGCCGCUUAGACCCCCACCCCCCUCACGACGACCCUGCUGGCCAGGACGAAACCCCCCACCUGCUAAUCUCUGAGCCAGCGAACUGUCCCUACUGUGCCCUGCCUGAGUUUGGCGUUACCUACCACCCGCCCACUGACAUUCUGGUGGGGAUCGGCGGUCGCUGUAAGCCUGGGCGCUUCAGCAAGACCACUACUGGCGGCGAUGAGUGCGCCGUGGCCAGCGACGACGACUCGGGGCACGGUCUGCUGACGGCUAGUCCGCCCGCCGGCAGCUACGGCAAGCGGCGCGAGCUGUUGUCGGCGAACGCCCCCGGGGUGAUCACCAUCGACACCAUCCGCCCUGACUGGGAGCAGAAGUUGACGUCGGCCCGCAGCAAGCUUGCCCGUAAAGCCGCCACUGCCACCGCCAUCCACGCGUCGAACUUGUUGAUCAACGACCUGGGGAGAGGUUCAAGCAGCAGCCGCCAACAGAACUUGGUGCUGGUGGAGGAGCGCAUGAUCGAGGAGGCGAUGCGCCUAAGUAUCAUUGACGAGGAGGAGAGAAAGCGCAAGCAACAGGUAAAGAAAUAA
Molecule: messenger RNA, 1140 nt
Organism: Diutina rugosa
Lineage: Eukaryota; Fungi; Ascomycota; Pichiomycetes; Serinales; Debaryomycetaceae
Gene: SIP5
Product: Sip5p
Exons: 1
Coding region: 1-1140 (379 amino acids)
Cellular component (GO): cytoplasm
Source: RefSeq, a predicted model, not a curated record